Molecule: messenger RNA, 3754 nt
Organism: Astyanax mexicanus (Mexican tetra)
Lineage: Eukaryota; Metazoa; Chordata; Actinopteri; Characiformes; Acestrorhamphidae
Gene: gpr45
Product: G protein-coupled receptor 45
Exons: 3
Coding region: 418-1566 (382 amino acids)
Biological process (GO): G protein-coupled receptor signaling pathway
Cellular component (GO): membrane
Molecular function (GO): G protein-coupled receptor activity
Source: RefSeq, a predicted model, not a curated record
ACACGGAACUGUGGACAGAGGACGCUCUGCGCUGUAGGAUCCCCGCGCGCGCGUGAGUCGCGUCCAGCGUCACGGGGACGGAGGGGAUCCGGCACGCCGCGCGCGCGGUGCAGCCUCUGGAGUAAACAGCGCGAGAGAUGAGCAGCUUCCUGCUGGAUUCUACACCUCUAACCGAGCAGGUUCAUGGAAAAUGCUGCUGUAUGUAUUUGGCUGUGGAUGUAAGACAGAAGGUCUUGAAUGAUUUGUGUUGAAUUUAUCCUUUGCACUAAACACUUGACCCUGUUCUCGUCCUCCACAAAGAACAGCCUGCAAUAACCAUGGCAACUGCAGCAUCCCAGGGGUUAUUUCAGCUGUAGAGAACCAUGGUGAAGAAGUAGAUUGGACUCUUCAGGCAUGGACUGACUGACCCUGCUUUCAAUGGAUUUCACCACCAUGUCCUUGUGUAACACUAGCACUCUGGAAGGAUGUGACCUUCUGAGGCCGAUGAACGACGAGCUGCCGGAGGCUGAGACCGCUCUCAUGCCUGCCAUACUCAGGGUGGCCCUGGCUGCCAUCAUGAUAUUCAUGAUCACUAUCGGGUUCCUGGGGAAUUCCAUCGUGUGCCUGAUUGUUUAUCAGAAGCCAGCGAUGCGUUCAGCCAUCAACCUGCUUCUUGCCACGCUGGCCUUCUCGGACAUCAUGCUCUCGCUGCUGUGCAUGCCUUUCACUGCUGUCACUUUGGCAGCCACUGACUGGAGCUUUGGACCGGCGUUCUGCAGAGCCUCGGUCAUGCUCUACUGGCUCUUUGUCCUGGAGGGCGUGUCCAUCUUGCUCAUAAUCAGCGUGGACCGAUUUUUAAUCAUCGUGCAGAGGCAGGACAAGCUAACGCCACACCGGGCCAAAAUUCUGAUCGCAGCGUCGUGGGCGCUGUCCUUCUGUGUGUCUCUCCCAUCUGUGGUGGGCUGGAGGACAGCAGGCAUGGCAGAGCGGGCGGCACCCCAGUGCAUCCUGGGAUACAGUGACUCACUGGCUGACCGGGGAUACACUGUGCUGCUAGCAGUGUCUGUUUUCUUUGUGCCGUUUAGCGUAAUGUUGUACUCGUACCUGUGCAUUCUCAACACAGUGCGGAGAAACGCGCUACGCAUUCACAACCACGUCUCUGAAGGCAGCGUUGGGAUCAACCACGUCAGCAAGCUGGGUCUGACAGGUCUGCAGCGCCCACCACAGGUAAACGUGGACAUGAGCUUCAAGACCAGAGCCUUCACCACUAUCCUCAUACUGUUCAUCGGGUUCUCUGUUUGCUGGCUGCCUCAUACAGUGGUGAGCUUGCUUGCAGUCUUCAGCCGCCAGUUCUACUUCAGUCCAGUGUUUUAUCCAGUUAGUGUGGGAGCUCUUUGGCUUAGUUACCUGAAAGCCGUCUUCAACCCUGUCAUCUACUGCUGGAGGAUCCGCAAGUUCCGCGAGGCCUGCUUGGACUUCAUGCCCAAGACCUGCAGGCUUUUCCCCAAGGUCCCGGGUCGAAGUCACAGGCGGAUAAAACCCAGCAAUAUUUAUGUGUGUAGCAGUGAGACCCAGUCUUCAGUGUAGGACGUGUAAGAAACUUCAGAGACCUUUAAAGUAUAUGUGGGUCACAAACAACAAACAAACAACUGUUGGCACAUAAAAUCAUCUGCUAUAGUUUGGAUCUACACUAAAGAAAGAUGCAUACAAUUUAUUCACCUGAUAUUUAUUAAUGAAUACUAUAAAAUAAUAUAAACCAUUUGUUUCUAAGCAAUUAUAUUAUUUUUUUAUUUGUUUAGUGUGUUUAAUUAGCAUGAAUCUAGGCAGCAUAAAUGGUUUAACAGUGAAUACAUACUUUUUAUGCACACACACACAUCUGUAUUGUAACUGUUAUAGACUUUAUUUCAAAAGCAUUUAUACUGGUCUCUUCAUCAUGACGAUUAGACCAAACAUAAUUACCAAAUCCUGAAUACUUCAAAAAGUAAUAAUACAACAAAAAUUUAUAUAAUACAGUUUUAUCUUUCAUUCCAUUAGCAUUGUUUGUAAUGUUGGUGCUGUGACGAUCAGCCAUAACAUUAAACCCACUUACCUAAUAUCUGUCCCUUUCAUGCCAACAAUACAGCACUGACCAUCAUUGAACAUCAGUGAGAUGGCCCCAUGUUGGUCACAAACAAAUAAAAUCAUUUACUAGAUGGACUACACUAGAGAAUGAUGCACAUUCAAAUCAUUCACCUGAUAUUAAUUAAUUAAUACUAUAAAAUAAUUUAUAAGUAGUUGUUUUUAAGCAAGGUUAGUGUUUUAGAUUUGUUAAGUGUAUUUCAAUUACACUUAAUGUAUGGAUAUAGGCAGUAUAAACUGUUGAGCAGUAAAUCAUAUGAAUGCAACAAAUUAAAUAUGGGUAUUUUUAUUAUAUUUAUGUACACACACACACACACUCAUUUACACAUACACACACGUACACACAAACACACACACACACACGUUUUAUUCCAAAAGCAUUUCUACUGGUCUGUUCUUCAUGAAGUUUAGACACAAUGUAAUUGCUAAAACCCGCAUACUUAAAAAAGUAAUGAUACAGAAAAAUUAAGAUACAAAAGUUUUAUUUUUCAUUCCAUUAGUGUUGCUUGUAAAGUUAGCACAGUGAUGAUCAGCCAUAACUUUAAAACCACUUGACUAAUAUUGGUCCACUUUAUGUCAACAAUACACCACUAACCAUCACUGAACACCAGUGAAUCUUAAGCACCCUGACACUGUCAGUGUUUGACUUUUGGGAGAUACUGACAACUAUUCACUGGAAACACCCCACAGGCCCUGCCUGAUGUUUUGAAGAUGACGCUGUCAUCUGCUUUUCACAGUGUGGCCCUUGAGUCAGUUGUUUUAAUGUUGUGGUUGGUCUGUGUGUAGAAAUGUCAUGAUUUGUCAGUGUGCACCAUUUUUUCAGUGUGAUGGUGUCAAUUAUGGGAAAAUCAUAAUAAUGCUGCAAUGAUGGAAGUCGGUGCUGAAAUUGCUAAGAAAAAAAUUAAGCAGUCUGAAGUGACUGUAAUUGUUAUAUUAAGUUUUGUUUAUGUGACUUAUUGGAUGUCUGUUUUAUCUGGAAUUACUUUCUCUCUCUUUUAAAAAAUUAAUCCGGUGUAAAAAUGUAGGCCUACUUGGGGUUUAGUGAAAUAUGAUAACAAGUACAAACUUUUGUUGAAUAGCCCCAGCAUUCUGAAAUACAGCGCUUUUAGCAGAUGCUUUAAACAGGAUUACGAUGUCAGUGAUAGGGGCAUAGUGUUACCCAAGCAAAGAAAUCACUAUUUUAACACUUUUAAAGGCACCUGAAUAACAAGCUCUGUUCUCAGUGUUUUAUUUUAAACGUCAGUGCUCUCAGAAUUCUACCAAUAAAGUGUGGAGCUACUUUGAGCCUGUUAAUGAUAGCCCCUAUUGCUAGCAUUGUAAGCCUGUUGGGGGCUAAAAGUGCUGUAUUUCAGAGUACUGGGGGAGAAUGGAGGUGGGCUAUUCAACAAAAGUUUCACUACACCCCAGACUUCACCUUUAAUGUCUUCAAUGUCAGAGCUACUGCUUUUACUGUAUUAUUUUUAAUAAAUGCAAAUUUUCAAACAAUAACUGCUUGAAUUACCAGGUUUCACUUGUAACACCACUUAGCCUAUGUGAAUGGAAAUUCCCUGAAUAUAUGUGACUGUAUUUUUUUUUUUAACAUAACACCUUGUAAUCUGUACAUAAUCAGGAACAAUGUACAAUGUUGUAUUUUCCCAAUAAAUGAGGUAUGAACUGA